AUGGAUCCACCAAUGACCCCGACACCUGGCAGCGCGGCUUCUCGACCGCCUCUUGCCUCGCAUUCUAGCUCCAAAAAACGUCCCCAACUCAGCAGCGAUUACCCACACUCUGAUAACAAGGCUAGUUACGGUCCAAUGGGCGGUCGGGCCCCAGGGACUGGUCCGGUCCCCGUCUCCGAGACUACGCCAGCUGGAGAGACCCGCUCAGAACACCCCGCCGAUAGUGGUACUGGAAAAUCCUCCAAGUCCUCCAAACGCAAGAAGAAUCGCAAUCGCAAACGUCGCAAUCGGCAUCAGUCUUUCCUUACGCCUUCGCGAGAGGAAGCUCAUGACAGCGCUGAAGAGCAUUCAGGUGCUGGAGGCAUCCGAGAUUCAAUGGAGGCCGAUCGGCCAACCACGCGGGACACUUCGUUCUUCAACUUUGGGAGGAACGCAAGCAAUACAAGCUUGGAGAGUGAUGCAUUGUUGGACCAUCGGGACCAGCCUAUGAUGCGACCUCGUCGUGACAGCCGACUCGCUUCCUCACUAAGACCGACCUCAAUCCUAUCAAAUGUAUUCCGAUCGAACGACGGACAAUCCCGCAGCACCCCGAAAGCGAGUCGAAGCCAACAACAUCGUAAUGGCGAUAGCGACGAAGAAGCAAACGACCGAACUCCAUUGGUACGGAGUACCUCAGGGUACACCUCCAAUACAGCUCGCUAUGGCGCAGACUCCCGCCCCAGUAUGUUUUCAUCUCGUGCUCGCCAACCAUCCGUUCAGACCGUAUCCUCAGGAUGUUCUCCGCGAGACAAUCGCAGCCCACUUGAUUCCCCCACCAUCGAACGAGACUACGAUGUGAAUAAUCCGCCAUCAAUCCCCGGAUCUCCGAAGCUAGGACCGGAGAUGAAUUAUGAUGAUGCUGUGGUAACUGGAGCCGAUUGGGACUUUUCCUUGGCCCGGUCCUUGGAAAUGCGCAGGGACUCUCUAAACGUUCUGAACGAAACAUUGAUUGAUAUGGAUGGUAAUGGGGCACAUCCCCAUUCGGCGCCCUCUUCUCCCGGUUCGCCAUUACUUUCUCCGCACCAGGAACUACGGCGCCGCCGGACCGUGGCAUUGCCAGCAGAAGAGGAUGUCUGCUUCCCUACUGAAACAAUUUCGGAAAUUGGAGAUGAGGGAUCCAGACCACGGGAUGAGGCUGGUGAACGUCGACGCCGCAGACAUCGGCGGUGGCCCGAUCUCGGCGCGCUAGAAGAAUGGAGUCGCGAGGAGAAAGAGGAACGCAACGGGGAUCUUCGAGUUAAGAAGAUCAAUGAACCGAUGCUUAUUGAGGGCAGACUGCGCCCUCAGUACAAAGUUUGGCGACGCGAAGAGGACGAGGCACCUUACCGAUUCACAUAUUUCAACGAGGAGUUCCCAAGCACUAUUCACGCCCAAACUAUAUCCGAGCUGGUACAACCAGGAGGCAGCUUCCGCGAACUUUUUAUUCCGAACCCCCCGGAAUUAGAGGAUUCGUCCGAUGAUGAAGACUCGGACGAAGAGUCUUAUAUGGAGCCAGCAGCUGCGACUCACGCAGCUCACGCAGUUCAUCCCGUCAAUACUGGUCCACGGGUAGCGGUGCCUGUAUCGGAAGGCCACGGCCAUCAAACAAAUGUCAAUCCCAAUAUGACAGGCCCUAGUGCUCAGUUACCCAGUGAAAAGAAGACCAGCGAUCUUCUCGCCGGCAACGCUCCUCCGGUGAGAGGACCGUCACGCUUGUCUGUCAUCAGUGAAGGACAUCCCAACUCUCACCGAGAAAUAUCCCCCGCCCAGUCGAAUCUUGCCCCGAAACCCAAACCUAAACGCUAUGGGCCCCGGCCUACCUUUUGGUUAGAUGUUCUAUCUCCAACAGAUGCAGAGAUGCGUACAAUUGCCAAGGCAUUUGGAAUCCACGCACUGACGGCGGAGGAUAUCAUGAUGCAAGAAGCCCGAGAGAAAGUGGAACUAUUCCGAAGCUAUUACUUCGUCAACUAUCGGACUUUCGAGCAAGACACCAAUAGCGAGGACUAUCUUGAGCCAGUCAACAUGUAUGUCGUGGUUUUUCGCGAAGGUGUAAUCUCCUUCCAUUUCUCACAAACGCCUCACCCCGCCAAUGUGCGGCGACGCGUUCGUCAACUGAUGGAUUACCUGAUCUUGAGCUCUGACUGGAUCUCGUAUGCCCUGAUUGACGACAUUACCGAUGUUUUCGGCCCACUGAUCCAAGCAGUCGAAGACGAGGUAGAUGAGAUCGACGAGAUGAUCAUGCAGAUGCACUCAUCUAGCAAGGAAGGGUCGCCCAAUGACAAUGUGCUUCCUUCAUUCGCACCAGGAGAAAUGCUCCGGCGAGUAGGAGAAUGCCGCAAAAAGGUCAUGGGACUAUACCGGCUGCUGAGCAACAAGGCAGAUGUUGUCAAGGGCUUUGCCAAACGUUGCAACGAGCAGUGGGAGGUUGCACCCAAGUCCGAGAUUGGUCUCUACCUGGGUGAUAUUCAAGAUCACAUUAUGACGAUGACAGGCAACUUGACGUAUUACGAGAAGAUUCUCUCUCGCGCACAUUCCAAUUACCUGGCACAGAUUAACAUUUUGAUGAACGAGCGCCAGGAACAUACUGCCGAUGUCUUGGGUAAGCUGACUGUUCUUGGUACGAUCGUCCUACCGAUGAAUAUCAUUUGCGGUAUGUGGGGUAUGAACGUCAAGGUUCCUGGUCAGGAAAUUGACAACCUGAACUGGUUUUGGUGCAUUACUGGCGGACUAUUCGUAUUCGCUUUUGUUUCUGUUUGGAUUGCCAAACGUGUCUACAAAAUUGUGUAA
Messenger RNA from Penicillium antarcticum, 2805 nucleotides. RefSeq names its product magnesium transporter CorA family protein. The transcript is spliced from 4 exons. NCBI's taxonomy places the organism in Eukaryota, Fungi, Ascomycota, Eurotiomycetes, Eurotiales, Aspergillaceae. Gene Ontology annotation, biological process: magnesium ion transmembrane transport; intracellular magnesium ion homeostasis. Gene Ontology annotation, molecular function: magnesium ion transmembrane transporter activity. Bases 1 to 2805 code for a protein of 934 amino acids. The record is from RefSeq and is a predicted model, not a curated record. Gene Ontology annotation, cellular component: plasma membrane.